AUCGCCCCUUUAAGAGCGGCGCCCGCGGGCGACGGGGAGGCGGCGGGCGGGGGCGCGCGCGGCGGGAGGAGGGGGCGCGCGCUUCCCGGAACAGCCCGCGCUGAGGGAAGAGAGGAAGAAAAUAAAACCCGCGGCCGGAGCCAAAGCUGGAGCUGCCGCCGCCGCCGUCUCGGCCGUCUGGAGCUCCCCCGCGCGGACGAUGCCCGCGAUGCCCGCGCGGGGCUCGGGGCGGUGAGGCCCGGGGCGCGGGGUAGCUAUGGCGACCGGGAGCGCGGCCCGCGGCGCCGCCUGACAGGUGUGGGGCCCCGGCGGCGGCGGCGGCGGCACGGAGCAGUAUGUACGCCAAGGGGGGCAAGGGCUCGGCCGUGCCCUCCGACAGCCAGGCACGAGAGAAGUUGGCGCUGUACGUGUAUGAGUACCUGCUGCACGUUGGUGCCCAGAAGUCAGCCCAGACCUUUCUGUCCGAGAUCCGAUGGGAGAAGAACAUUACGCUGGGGGAGCCCCCGGGCUUCCUGCAUUCCUGGUGGUGCGUGUUCUGGGACUUGUACUGUGCAGCGCCCGACCGCAGAGAGGCGUGCGAGCACUCGAGUGAAGCCAAGGCCUUCCAGGACUACAGCGCUGCAGCGGCCCCCAGCCCGGUGAUGGGGAGCAUGGCUCCCAAUGAUGCAAUGGCAUCAGGCCCCAUGGCACCCGGCUUCUUCCAGCCCUUCAUGUCACCGCGGUUCCCAGGGGGCCCCCGGCCCACCCUGCGGAUGCCGAGUCAGCCUCCCGUGGGCCUACCCGGCUCCCAGCCCCUCCUCCCUGGUGCCAUGGACCCCUCCCCACGUGCUCAGGGGCAUUCGAGCAUGGGCCCGAUGCAGAGGGUGACGCCUCCACGGGGCAUGACCAGCGUUGGGCCCCAGAGCUACGGAAGUGGCAUGCGGCCCCCACCCAACUCUCUUGCUGGCCCGGGUUUGCCCACCAUGAACAUGGGACCCGGAGUGCGUGGCCCAUGGGCCAGCCCCAGUGGCAACUCGAUCCCCUAUUCCUCCUCCUCCCCUGGCAGCUACACGGUGAGUGAUGCCGAAGCUGGGACACCCGACCUGGGGGCAGGGGUUGUGGGGUGGCAGUUGGAGGGCUUUUCUCACCUUCUGUGUCUCUGUGUGCAGGGACCCCCAGGAGGAGGUGGGCCCCCUGGAACACCCAUCAUGCCCAGUCCUGGAGACUCCACCAACUCCAGUGAGAACAUGUACACCAUCAUGAACCCCAUCGGGCCAGGCGCCGGCAGGACUAAUUUCCCGCUUGGCCCUGGUCCGGAGGCCCCCAUGGCCGCCAUGAGUGCGAUGGAACCUCACCAUGUAAACGGAUCCCUGGGCUCGGGCGAUCUGGACGGGUUGCCGAAGAGCUCCCCCGGCGCCGUGGCCGGCCUGAGCAACACCCCGGGCACCCCGCGGGACGACGGCGAGAUGGCGGCCGCCGGGACCUUCCUGCACCCGUUCCCGAGCGAAAGCGUAAGCGACUGCGUCGACUCCCCCCCCGCGGCGGCGUCGGGCCGGAGGGGCCUGGCGGGCAGACCCCGGCGGGGCGGCCGGGGGGCCAGAGCAAGACCGUGACCGCGGCGGGCCAGGUGGGGGGGCGGCCGCGGCAUCCUUCCCUUCCUCCCGCCUUCCCCCUCCCGAGGCCCGCCCUAUCGCCCCGCUCCGCCCACAUCCCACCCCAACCCUGGGACCCGCGGCCCAGGGCGGCCUCCUCACGCAUCGCCACCUGGUCCCUUUCCAUCCCACGUCCACACUGCCCUGUCCCCCCUUCCCCUCGGGGGCGGGUCCCAGCCUAGGCCGGAACUGAGCCGGCCCCCGCGCGCCACCCCCUCGUCUUUCCGCAGUACUCCCCCGGGAUGACCAUGAGCGUGUGAUGGGGCCGCAGCCCCUUGCCCACUGCCGACCUCGGUUUCUGCCCAGCGCCCCUGCCCGGGGCCAAGGUCCAGGGGCUCGGGUGGUCUGCAGGGUGAGGGUCUGAGGUCACACCGCGGGCAACUGGACUCCCGGUCAAGGCUUGGAUGGCUGGGGAGCCCCGCGCAAAGGACUCAUUCAUUUUAUAAAAAAACACAAGGACCUCAGAGACGUUCUUUCCUGUAUGGGCCCUUCCCGCCAUUUCUGUUUUGUCCAGGGGGCUCCUUGGGGGACUUCCUUUCCCCUGGAGAGCAGGGGUGGGCCCCAUCAAUAAACAUAACUCGAUUUUGGUUUUUGGCAUCUG
Balaenoptera acutorostrata (minke whale) is the source of this 2232-nucleotide messenger RNA. It is a transcript of the gene SSBP4, whose product is annotated as single stranded DNA binding protein 4. Gene Ontology annotation, cellular component: nucleus. The transcript is spliced from 15 exons. Gene Ontology annotation, biological process: positive regulation of transcription by RNA polymerase II. Bases 336 to 1592 code for a protein of 418 amino acids. The record is from RefSeq and is a predicted model, not a curated record. Gene Ontology annotation, molecular function: single-stranded DNA binding; protein binding. NCBI's taxonomy places the organism in Eukaryota, Metazoa, Chordata, Mammalia, Artiodactyla, Balaenopteridae.